Suillus fuscotomentosus is the source of this 733-nucleotide messenger RNA. RefSeq lists its product as uncharacterized. The transcript is spliced from 3 exons. Bases 48 to 659 code for a protein of 203 amino acids. Lineage: Eukaryota; Fungi; Basidiomycota; Agaricomycetes; Boletales; Suillaceae. Gene Ontology annotation, molecular function: protein binding. The record is from RefSeq and is a predicted model, not a curated record.
CACGUUCUCUGCAAGUUCUCAUCCGCAGUUGUUGCUUUCCCUCAUGUAUGACUUGUACAACAGUGCGAACGAUGAGCGGUGUUCGCAUAUUCAAUCUGCUUGAUCUACCGCAAGAAAUAAUCCUUCAUAUUCUGUCAUUUCUGGAUCUGCCCGACCUCGCAACUCUCUCCAAACUCCAUGAAUAUCUCGCUCUUUUGGCAGCUGACCCAGUGCUGCAUCUCAUACGACUCCGAGUAGUCGCACCAUCACGUUCUGUGGAUCAGUACGACAUCGGUCUAAGACUACAACGCGAACGUACUGCUCAUAUCAUUGCUUCGCAUCUUCGGAGACGUGCGCCUGCACCUGUUGGCCUCAAGUUGUUGUAUCACUCUGGUAUUCUACCUGACGUCGAAUCGUCGUUGCUCUCUAUUUCGCGGUCUUUGUUACCUGUGGUCAGAAAGCUCAAGUGGUCCAUUCAGCGAGACAAACUGGCUAACGAGGUGCGAGGAUUGAGUGGUGCCCUUGGGUCGGGGAACUCAGCACUUCCGUUGACCGGAAGCUUGGCUGCUUGGAUUGAGCUGAAAGGGCAAGGUGUUGUACAGGACUGUGAACGGGUACGCCUCGCGCUAUGCCCGGAUGUGCGUAGGAUGGUGAAGUUCUAUGAGAGCUUGGGACACUGAACUUGAUUUGUUAUCUUAUGUUCUUUACCUUUACUUCAUGUUACCAUAGACAGUCAACGACGUGUAUUAGGCAU